UUAAUCAUUUUCAAUGAUUAAUAACAUAUUGGAUAUAUAGAUUGUGAUAAAUUGAAAUAAAUAAUAAAAUCAAGUCCAUGUUUACGAUGGAUGUCUGGUUAUAAUUGAGGAUUAUAUAUAUAAAGCUCAACCAGUGAGGAGUCAGCCUGUCAUGACAAAUAAAAUUUGAACAAUCACAUAUAUUUGUAUACAUCCCACAAUACAUAUAUGAAAAUAAAUAAGUAUAUAUAUAUAUAUAAUAUAAAAUUGAAGAAAUUGGAGUGGGCAAAGUCGCGGUUAAGUCAAGCUCACAAAAGACAUUGGUUGAUCAUUGGUGGACACCACACCACCACGAUGUUUAACAUGGUGGGGAGAAGAACAAUCUCCUUCUUUUCAUACUACGGGCUACAAGUUGACUUGGUAUCAGGUGGGGAAUAAAAUUGGUGGAGGGUAUAAACGCGAGUAAAAAAAGAAACAAUCAAAGUAUAUAGAAGAGCAGAAAAAGACAGCAAAAGAGUACAAGAAAGACUAAAACUACAACGACAACGACAACAGAGUAGACGAGAAGGACAACGUUGACGUCUAUGACGACAACGAGGACCAAGUGAAUAUACGACAAGUCGUACACACAGGCUUACAAGUAUAAGAAAGAAGGAAUUGAGGGGCAACAACUAAAAGAAGGGGUGAAAAAUAAAAUAAAUAAUAAAAAAUAGAGAAAAAAGAGUAAGAAAGAUAGGGAGGGGAGCUUGACAGAAAACCGAGGACGAACGGCGCCGACGACGACGGUGUUGGAUGGCGCAACAUUGGAGGACAGAGAAGCCUCUUUUGGACAGAUUCGUGCGACAUACUCUGCGGUGAUAAUCCCAGAGUCCUAUCACCAUCACCUUCAUACACAUCUUCAUCGUAAUCAAAACAAUACUAUUAUGUAUGAUAAACGUGAUUAUUGUUCUAUUGUUUAUUCUAUUAUUGUUAUAUAUAUAUCAAUCAGUGAUUUUAAUUAAAUGACAUUUUAAUCUUCAACAAAUAAAUAAAUAACGUCUUAAAUUUAUUUAUUUAUUGAUAAUAACAAUAAAAAAGAAAACAAUUUAAAGUGAUUAUUUUUUCUUGUUCUGUUUUAUUGGAUUUUAAUUGUUCGGUGAUAUUUUUUUUUGAUUAAUUAUUGAGAGUGAUCUACUGUUUGAUUUUUAAAGAAGAUAAACUAAUUUGAAAUGAGAUCGAAGCCAGUUGCAAGACGACUUGGACAGGGUAGCAGUGACGAAGGUGAACCAAUUUCAAGAAUUGGUGAUGCUAGUGUUGGUGGCAAUACCAGUACUGCUGUUGCAAUAAGUGAUAAUACAGAUAUGGAUGAUAAUUCUCAUUCUUCAAUUAGGCAUAUUAAUAUUUAUCCAGAAACAAUAAAUCCUGAAAUAAGUAGAGAAUAUCCAAGGAUAGACUCAACUUAUGGAUUUCCUCAAAAUAUUGAGCAUCAAUUGAAAGACAAAGAUGGCUCUAUUGAUCUUUAUCCAAUUGAUUAUUUGGAAUCAAUGAGACAAAAACCAGUCAAAGAUGAAACUAUAUCUGAAUGGCUAUCACCAGUUCCAGAAGUUGAAGUAGGCAGUCCCGGAACUGAGGGUCCACUUGUACGAGCAAGAAAAGACAUACAAAGAGGUGCAAGAUUUGGACCAUUUCUCGGAAAAUGGGCAAGUCGACCGGAUAAUCCAAGAUAUGCAUGGGAGGUCUGUAUUGCGGGUAGUGGUGUACGGGGUUGGCUGGAUGCUUCAAGGGAAGCGGGAAAUUGGCUGAAAUACAUCAGAAGCACAACAAAUCCCCACGCCGUCAAUAUGCGUCAUGUUCUCAUCGGUGGCCAGAUGGUUUAUGAGGCUGUAAGAGAUAUUCGUACUAGUGAAGAAUUACUAAUGGGUCUUCGUGAACCACUUCAACUACAAGAUAUGCUUGAAGACAAUCCAAGUGCUGAUAGAAGUGAUCGUGAGACUGCAUCACAACACAGUGGUACUGCUGACGAGGAUCGAGAAGAGGAAGAAGAAGGAGAAAUUAGAUGUACCGUUUGUGAUAAACCUUUUCAAGACCUUGACUUAUUAGAUAGCCACUUGGUUAGUUGUCAUCGUUAUCCAGCAGCUCAACAUCGUUGUGAAAAUUGUUCACGUGGAUACGCCUGGCGACCACUUUUAGUUCGUCAUCGCGCAAUAGUACACGGUGAUUUACGCAAAUAUCCAUGUGAAAAUUGUCCAAAGGUAUUUACAGAUCCAUCAAAUUUACAACGACAUAUACGAACAAAUCACGUUGGUGCUAGAAGUCAUGCAUGCACUGAAUGUGGUAAAACAUUUGCAACAAGUUCUGGAUUAAAACAACAUACACAUAUACAUAGUAGCGUUAAACCAUUUAGAUGUGAAGUUUGUUUUAAAGCAUAUACACAAUUUUCAAAUCUUUGUCGACAUAAACGUAUGCACGCUGUAUGUCGUAUGCAAAUAAAUUGUGUUAAAUGUGGACAAUCAUUUAAUACUGGUACAUCAUUAUCAAAACAUAAACGUUUUUGUGAUUCAACAAAUUCAAGUGGACCACCACAAUCACAAUCAUCAUCAACAACUGGUACAAUGCCACAAAUACCAACAUCAGCACCAAAUCCAUUUCUUGUUUAUUCAAGACCACCAGUAUCAUUACCAGGUGGUUUAUCAUUUUAUCCACCAGGUUUAAUGACACCAUAUCCAAAUUUAUUUCAAAAUACACAUAAUUUUUUAAAUUCACCAUUAUUAUUUCCACAAAAAAUUCAUGAUGAUACAAAACAACUUAGUGAAAAUCAAAAAAAAGAAAGAUAUACACCACCAAGAAUAAUUCAACAAUCACAUAAAAUAUCACCAUCAACAGCUGAAGAAGCAACAUCAACAUUUAGACCAUCACCAGCAAGACCAACAGUACAACAAACACCAGAUAGUGAUGAUGAAAUUAAAAGAAAAAAAAAUAUCAAAAAAGAAAUAACAGAAAAUAAUAAUAACAAUAACAACAACAAUAAUAAUAAUAAUAAUAAUAGUAAUAAUAAUAUUAAUAAUAAUGCUGAAGUAAUAACAUCAUCAUCAUCAUCAACAUCAUCAUCAUCAACAACAUCAGUAGUAUCUGAAGAAACUGAUCAACCAUUAGAUUUGAGAAUUCAAACAAAAAAACAUAACGAUGAUAAUAUUGAAAUUAUUGAUAAAAAAAAAAUUAAAAGUCGUUCACCAACACCAGUUUGUCGUGAUAUUAUAUCACCAGAACCUGAGCCAAUUAUUGAAGAUGAUAAAAUGGAUAUUGAAAUAAGAGAAGCAAGUCCACAACCACGUGCAAGUAUACCACAAGAACAUCCACCAGCAAAUACACCACCAUCACAUAUGGCAUAUCCAAGACCAAUUCAUCCAAUGUUCAUUGAAGCAAUGUAUCGUAAUCCAGGUUCAAGUUUUCCGGGUUUUCCUGGUGUACCACAACCACCAGGUGGUCCACCUGAUUCACGUUUAUUACCACCAUUACCACCAUUUGGACCACCACGAGGAUUACCUUUUUUAGGAAAUCUUAUGAAUGGAUUAAAUACUGGUAGACCUGGUGGUGGUGGUGGUGGAGGUUUUGAUUUACUUGGUAGACCAUCAUUAACUGGUUAUUCAAAUGUAAAACCAUUUCAAGAUGCUAUUAUGUCACAUCAUCAUCAUCAUCAUCAUCAUUCACAUGGUAAAAUAAAAGAUCGUUAUUCAUGUAAAUUUUGUGGUAAAGUAUUUCCAAGAUCAGCAAAUUUAACAAGACAUUUGAGAACUCAUACUGGUGAACAACCAUAUAAAUGUAAACAUUGUGAAAGAUCAUUUAGUAUAUCAAGUAAUUUACAACGACAUGUUAGAAAUAUACAUGAUAAACAAAGACCAUUUAAAUGUCCAUUAUGUGAACGUUGUUUUGGACAACAAACAAAUCUUGAUAGACAUUUAAAAAAACAUGAAGCUGAUGAUGGUAGUGUUGUUGUAUCUGUUGCUGAUUCACCAGGUAGUAGUAAUGAUAAUGAAAGAGAAGAUACAUAUUUUGAUGAAAUAAGAUCAUUUAUGGGAAAAGUAACGUUUGGUGGUGAGGGUGGAUAUGGAUUAUCACAUCAUCCGGCUUAUAUGCCAGGUAGAAUUCAUGAGAAUAAAAAUGAUGGUGAUUAUGACGAUGAUGAUUACAGUGAAGAAGGUGUUUCAAUGCUUGAUGAUGCUGAUGCAGUAUCAUCAAUUGAGGGAAAAGAAUCACCAACUCAACACUAUGAACUCAAGUGUCGUGAUAAACAAGAACUUUUAAAUAAUAAUACUGCUGAUCCUGUUAUUGAAAUAUCAACAUAGUCAAUUGAUAAUAAUUGUUUUUAUUAUAAUUUUGUUAAACAGCAAAAUUUUAUCCGUACUUGAAUGGCUUUCUUACUUAACUUUUAUUAUUAUUAUUUUUAUUUGAUUUUUUUUGUUUUUCAAUUAGUUUCUAAAAACUUUUUAUGUACACGCCGAUAGAGACACGUAAUAUUAUUAAUUUUUGAUUUAAUUUAAAAAAUAUUUAUAAUAUGUCAUUGAUGACUGAUAAACAUUAUGUCAUCAAUGUUAUCAAAAAAAAAAAAAAAAAAUUAUAUAAACACACCUACACACAG
Molecule: messenger RNA, 4594 nt
Organism: Aphidius gifuensis
Lineage: Eukaryota; Metazoa; Arthropoda; Insecta; Hymenoptera; Braconidae
Product: histone-lysine N-methyltransferase MECOM-like
Exons: 8
Coding region: 1188-4301 (1037 amino acids)
Biological process (GO): regulation of transcription by RNA polymerase II
Cellular component (GO): nucleus
Molecular function (GO): RNA polymerase II cis-regulatory region sequence-specific DNA binding; DNA-binding transcription factor activity
Source: RefSeq, a predicted model, not a curated record